Messenger RNA from Pezoporus flaviventris, 1713 nucleotides. It is a transcript of the gene FARS2, whose product is annotated as phenylalanyl-tRNA synthetase 2, mitochondrial. Lineage: Eukaryota; Metazoa; Chordata; Aves; Psittaciformes; Psittacidae. The coding region runs from base 306 to 1667 and encodes 453 amino acids. The transcript is spliced from 9 exons. Gene Ontology annotation, cellular component: cytoplasm; mitochondrion. Gene Ontology annotation, molecular function: ATP binding; phenylalanine-tRNA ligase activity; tRNA binding. Gene Ontology annotation, biological process: phenylalanyl-tRNA aminoacylation. The record is from RefSeq and is a predicted model, not a curated record.
UUUCCCCGCCCGUAGCGCCCGAGGCCGUGCCGGCCUCCAGAGCCGCCUACCGACACCCGCGCCGGCCUCUCUGCGCGCCUCCGCGGCGGGCAGGCAGGGGAGGGGGCAACCGCGGCGGCAGGAGCGGGAGCGCACUGCCUGGCGCCAGUCCCUGAAGAGAAGAAACAAAGCAGUGACUAAAGCUAAUGGGCAAAAGAAGCUGAGCUGAGGGAAGAUUACCUCUGCUUGUGGCUGCUGAUUGAUGAACUUAUAUUGCUACUUCUGCACUUGCAUUUGAGAAGAGACAUAGAUCAUAAGAGUUUGCAAUGGCAAUGCUCUGGAAAUUCAUGAGGGUAGCUAAGUAUUCUAAAACAGCUUUGCUACCAAAAGUGAAGGUAAGAGGAAUUCCCACCCAUUUGAGGCAUUCUUCAUCCAAGUCUGUACCUUCAGAGUUUGCUGCCAGCACACCCUGCUCAAAUACUGUGGAACUGCUUGGUAAAGCUUAUGCUCAAGAUGACUACAGCAACGUCACAGAGAAGAUUCUUUCCAAGGUGGGGAAGAACUUGCACAACAAAAAGCAUCAUCCUUUGUGGCUAAUCAAGGAACAGAUAAAGGACCACUUCUACAAACAAUAUGUAGGACGCCGUGGGAAUCCGCUUUUUUCUGUCUAUGAUGGUCUUUCUCCUGUGGUUACAGUACAGCAGAAUUUUGAUAGUUUGCUUAUCCCACAAAACCAUGCCAGCAGAAGUAAAGAGGAUAACUACUACUUGAAUCGUGGUCACAUGCUAAGAGCACAUACAUCAGCUCAUCAGUGGGACUUGAUACACUCUGGCCUAGAUGCCUUUCUGGCAGUGGGAGAUGUCUACCGCCGUGAUACGAUUGAUAACACCCACUACCCAGUCUUCCAUCAGAUGGAAGGAGUUCGGCUCUUCUCAUGUCAUGAGUUGUUCUCCAACAUUAAGGAUGGUGAAGGCUUGCAGUUGUUUGAGCAAGGUCAUCGCACUGCUCACAAGCAAGAGUGUCACACCAUGGAGGCAGUGAGGCUGGUGGAGUUCAACCUGAAGCAAGUGCUCACAAAGCUCAUGACUCACAUCUUUGGUAAUGGACUGCAAGUCAGAUGGGUAGACUGCUACUUUCCGUUUACUCACCCUUCCUUUGAGAUGGAGAUCAACUUCCAGGGAGAAUGGAUGGAGGUUCUGGGCUGCGGGGUCAUGGAGCAACAGCUAGUUAACUCAGCUGGUGCUCGGGAUAAAAUUGGCUGGGCAUUUGGCUUGGGUUUGGAGAGGCUGGCCAUGAUCCUGUACGAUAUCCCUGACAUUCGACUGUUCUGGAGUGAAGAUGAACGCUUCUUGAAACAGUUUGUUGUGCCUCAUAUUUGGCAAAAAAUAAAAUUCCAGCCACUCAGCAAAUAUCCACCUUUGAUCAAUGACAUCUCCUUUUGGCUACCUUCUGAGACAUACUCCAAGAAUGAUUUCUAUGAAUUGGCUCGAACCAUUGGUGGAGACCUGAUAGAAAAGGUUGUCCUAGUGGAUGAAUUUACCCAUCCAAAGACAAAGAAGGUCAGCCAUUGCUACCGGAUCAUUUACCGCCACCCAGAGAAGACUUUAACGCAGGAUGAGGUGCAUCGCAUCCAUCAAGCUAUUGAAGAAUCAGCAGUUCGAGAACUUGGGGUUGAGGGCAGGUUCUAGCAUCACUGCUUGGAAGCCCUAAUGACAGUUGAAAUUUCCUUUUCUU